Molecule: messenger RNA, 1065 nt
Organism: Lycium barbarum (goji berry)
Lineage: Eukaryota; Viridiplantae; Streptophyta; Magnoliopsida; Solanales; Solanaceae
Exons: 5
Coding region: 1-1065 (354 amino acids)
Source: RefSeq, a predicted model, not a curated record
AUGCCUACCAUUCCUAUUCCCACCACAGUUAGUCCUCAACAAGGUGGUACGAGUUCCAUAGGUGGGCCGGUUCAAGCGUCAGAUCACGGUAGUAACCCAACCAUCCCUGAAUUAUCUCCCAUUGCACCUGAUCUGAGCAGCCCAAUAGAUGAGGGUACAUCAAACCAGAGCAACAUUAUCAGCGAAGAAGAGUCCAGUAGUCGUCGUAGGCAGCAGACACUUACACUUGUUACUCUUACUCCUGCAGGGUUGGAACCUUCUAAAGAAUGCUCUAAUACCAUAUCCGCAUCUUUCAAAAAUCAACUUGACCAAUGGAAUCAAUUGGAAAGGAUUAAGCCGGAUUAUGUGUCUGAUAAUGUGUGGGAACGUUGGUUGCAACUUUGGGCGGAUCCUAAGUGUGUUGAAAAGUCAGAAAUAAAUGCAAAGAAUCGUUGUGGAGGGAAAGAAGUUGCUGCCGGGACUCACACAAGUGGCUCUAUCUGCAUUGGGGAGCAUCGCAAGAGACUUGCUGUUGCAAAGGGUCGAGAUCCAACACCAGGUGAGGUACAUUUGCACGUCUAUACACAUGAUCAUGAUGGAGAAUCUUUUGUUGAUGAGCGUGCCCGAGCUGUCCAUGAAAGAUAUCAAGAAAUAUUACGGUUAAAAUCACAGUCUCAGUCUGAUAUUGAUCAAUGUGAAGUAUAUUACGAAGCUGCUGGGGGAACAAGGAAGAGAAGAAUAUAUGGUCUUGGAUCUCAAGCACAAAGUUAUUAUGAGCCGAAUCUUUGCGUCAAUUCCGGCAUUAAUGCUUCAGCAUCAGCAGCACCUUCAACUUCUCAAUCAGCACCGACAGAAAAUAUGGAGGAGUUAGUGAUGCGAUUGAUUCCUACACUGACUAAUCGCUUGCUUCCUUUAUUUAUUGAGAAGUCACGCGGAGUGAUUUCUUCACCAUCACAUCAUCCAAAUACUCCUAUCGACAAACCAUCAGUUGUGACACCCAUAGUGCCUCCUCCUACUACUGCUAACGUUGAUGAUGUUGAUCCUUUAGUUUCUGAUGAUGAUCGUAGUCCUUCACCCAUGCAUUAG